Colletotrichum lupini is the source of this 636-nucleotide messenger RNA. RefSeq lists its product as uncharacterized. The record is from RefSeq and is a predicted model, not a curated record. The coding region runs from base 1 to 636 and encodes 211 amino acids. Lineage: Eukaryota; Fungi; Ascomycota; Sordariomycetes; Glomerellales; Glomerellaceae. The transcript is spliced from 6 exons.
AUGCCUAUCGUUGAUUUCGUUGGCUCAAAGUUGUUUGUAUUUCGCGACAUCCCUGCCUAUCUGCCCUUUUUGAAACAUACUAAUGCUCUUGAUCAGAGACGGAAUGAGAGGGAGAUCUCGCGCCCAAGGAAACUUCUACCGACUUCAGUCCAACUCAACGGCACGUUGCUACCUAUGGUCGUCUCAUUCCGUCUCCACUGGCCGGCUCAUCCGCGGGGCCAGGGCCAUACCUAUUUCAGCCGGUUGCAUUCGACCCUUUCUACGGAGAAACACCAAGCCACGCAUACUUAUCAUGUGCAGAUAGCCGUGGACGAAUAUUCCUUUGUGACAACUGAUGUAAGGGCCAGACUAGAUGCGAUGAAAUGGAUGAAACCGUGGCAGAACAUCUCCCUGACUGCUGGUUCCCGGAACGGAUGCAUGUCUAAGGCAGUUCAGUCAACGCCAGCAGAGGACAAUGUCGCCAUAGCGGAUUCCCUACCCUACGAGCUUCGGUGGACAGCGUCAGCAGCGAGAUCGAAAGCCGUCAGCGCCAAUAACAAAAUCCCCAAGAUCGAUGCAGGGCAGCUACUUGGGUAUUUUCCCACUUUUGUCACAGAAGCACUUAUUUUGGAGCACCCGUCGCGGGGGUGGGCCUGA